GUGCGUGGCCGGCAGCGGGCGUUGCAGGUCCUGGCAGCCCAGAAAUGAAAGCAGCGGCGGCGGCCGCCUCUCAGGGCUCCGAUCGGCACCCAGCAAAUAAGAAGCCCGUCCUGGACCCGGAGGAGGAGGAGCGGCCGAGCAUCUCUCUGCUGCUCCUCCGCGUCCUUUAAAUGAGGACUCCCUGCCGGCGCCGGAGGUAGAUCUGCAGAGCCUUCCUCUCGCUGCUGACCCCGCUUACAUCACUAACCUGUGACAGGCACAUCCCCACGCCCGGUACCUGCUCCUCCAGCGGCUCCCAGUCCAGUCUGAGCCGCCUCUUUGUAUGCCGCCGACAUGGCCAGCCAGCAGGAUUCCGGCUUCUUUGAGAUCAGUAUCAAAUAUUUACUGAAAUCCUGGAGUAAUACUUCUCCAGUUGGCAACGGUUAUAUCAAGCCUCCAGUUCCACCUGUUUCUGGCACGCAAAAGGAGAAAGGGCCCCCCACCAUGUUACCCAUCAGCGUGGACCCCGACAGCAAACCAGGAGAGUAUGUCCUUAAGAGUUUAUUUGUCAACUUCACCACUCAGGCUGAGCGCAAGAUUCGCAUCAUUAUGGCAGAACCCCUGGAAAAACCAUUGACAAAAUCUCUACAACGUGGAGAAGACCCCCAGUUUGAUCAAGUCAUCAGUUCAAUGAGCUCCCUUUCUGAGUACUGCCUGCCUUCCAUUCUGCGGACCUUAUUUGACUGGUACAAAAGGCAAAACGGCAUUGAGGAUGAAUCCCAUGAAUACCGACCAAGAACAAGCAACAAAACCAAAAGUGAUGAACAGCAGCGGGAUUAUUUAAUGGAAAGACGCGACCUUGCCAUUGAUUUCAUUUUUUCUUUAGUAUUAAUAGAAGUUUUGAAACAGAUUCCACUUCAUCCUGUAAUAGACAGUUUAAUACAUGAUGUUAUCAACUUGGCUUUCAAGCACUUUAAAUACAAAGAAGGGUACCUUGGUCCUAACACUGGCAAUAUGCACAUUGUCGCCGACCUGUAUGCAGAAGUCAUCGGAGUGUUGGCACAAGCUAAAUUUCCUGCUGUCAAGAAGAAAUUUAUGGCAGAGCUCAAAGAAUUGCGGCACAAAGAGCAGAGCCCAUAUGUUGUUCAAAGCAUCAUCAGCUUGAUAAUGGGGAUGAAAUUCUUCCGAAUUAAGAUGUAUCCGGUGGAGGAUUUUGAAGCCUCUCUUCAGUUUAUGCAGGAGUGCGCGCAUUACUUCCUCGAGGUCAAAGACAAAGACAUCAAGCAUGCCUUGGCUGGGCUUUUUGUUGAAAUUCUUGUCCCAGUUGCUGCUGCUGUUAAAAAUGAAGUAAAUGUUCCCUGCCUCAGAAACUUUGUCGAAAGCCUUUACGAUACCACGCUGGAACUCUCUUCUCGAAAGAAGCAUUCCUUGGCCUUGUACCCCCUGGUGACCUGUCUGCUCUGCGUCAGCCAGAAGCAGCUGUUCCUGAACAGGUGGCACGUUUUCCUCAACAACUGCUUAUCCAACCUUAAAAAUAAAGACCCCAAGAUGGCGCGAGUGGCACUGGAGUCUCUGUACAGAUUACUUUGGGUUUACAUGAUUCGAAUUAAAUGUGAAAGCAACACGGCGACUCAGAGCCGUCUUAUAACCAUCAUCACAACACUUUUCCCCAAAGGGUCCCGUGGUGUGGUGCCAAGGGAUAUGCCCCUGAACAUCUUCGUGAAAAUCAUCCAGUUCAUCGCCCAGGAGCGUUUAGAUUUUGCAAUGAAAGAAAUCAUUUUUGAUUUUCUUUGUGUGGGAAAACCAGCCAAAGCUUUCAGUCUCAAUCCGGAGAGAAUGAACAUUGGUUUACGGGCCUUCCUGGUCAUAGCGGACAGCUUGCAGCAGAAGGAUGGCGAGCCUCCGAUGCCAGUCACGGGAGCUGUUCUCCCUUCAGGAAACACACUGAGAGUGAAGAAAACCUACCUGAGUAAAACACUGACGGAAGAGGAAGCCAAAAUGAUAGGCAUGUCAUUAUAUUACUCUCAAGUACGAAAAGCUGUGGACAACAUUUUGAGGCACCUUGAUAAAGAAGUGGGAAGGUGUAUGAUGCUAACGAAUGUCCAGAUGUUAAACAAAGAACCCGAGGACAUGAUCACGGGUGAGAGAAAGCCGAAAAUAGAUCUUUUCAGGACCUGCGUUGCUGCUAUUCCUCGUCUGCUUCCCGAUGGGAUGUCGAAACUUGAACUUAUUGACUUGCUGGCAAGGCUCUCGAUUCACAUGGACGAUGAACUGCGACAUAUUGCACAGAACUCUCUUCAGGGUCUGCUGGUGGACUUCUCGGACUGGCGGGAAGAUGUCCUGUUUGGCUUUACCAACUUCCUGCUCCGGGAAGUAAAUGACAUGCACCACACACUCCUCGAUUCAUCCCUCAAGUUACUGCUCCAGCUGCUCACCCAGUGGAAACUGGUCAUACAAACUCAAGGCAAAGUUUACGAGCAAGCCAACAAAAUCAGAAAUUCGGAGCUAAUCGCCAAUGGCUCCAGCCACCGAGUCCAGUCGGAGCGAGGGCCGCAUUGCAGUGUGCUCCAUGCCGUGGAAGGUUUUGCUCUGGUUUUGCUCUGCAGUUUCCAGGUGGCCACACGCAAACUGUCUGUUUUAAUACUCAAGGAAAUUCGAGCUUUAUUUGUUGCCCUGGGUCAGCCUGAGGACGACGACAGGCCUAUGAUCGAUGUCAUGGAUCAGCUGAGUUCUUCCAUCCUCGAAAGUUUUAUUCACGUCGCAGUUUCAGAUUCAGCCACCUUACCGCUGACGCACAGCGUGGACCUGCAGUGGCUGGUGGAGUGGAGCGCAGUGCUGGUCAACAGCCAUUACGACGUGAAGAGCCCUUCCCACGUCUGGAUUUUCGCGCAGUCUGUCAAAGACCCCUGGGUGCUCUGCCUCUUCAGCUUCCUGCGACAGGAGAACCUGCCCAAGCACUGCCCCACCGCCCUGAGCUACGCCUGGCCCUACGCCUUUACCCGGCUGCAGUCGGUGAUGCCUCUGGUGGACCCAAAUAGCCCAAUUAAUGCCAAGAAAACCAGCACUGCCGGCAGCGGAGAUAACUACGUUACCUUGUGGAGAAAUUACCUUAUUCUUUGUUUCGGAGUUGCCAAGCCCAGUAUCAUGAGCCCAGGACACUUGCGAGCUUCCACUCCAGAAAUAAUGGCCACUACGCCCGAUGGUACCGUGAGCUACGAUAACAAGGCCAUAGGCACCCCAUCGGUGGGAGUUCUCUUAAAGCAGUUGGUGCCUUUGAUGAGACUAGAGGGCAUUGAGAUCACAGAGUCCUUAGUUUUAGGAUUUGGAAGAACAAAUUCCCUUGUUUUCAGAGAAUUGGUAGAAGAACUUCAUCCAUUAAUGAAAGAGGUUCUGGAACGAAGACCAGAGAACAAAAAGCGCCGAGAACGGAGAGAUUUGUUAAGGCUCCAGCUACUUCGAAUUUUUGAACUUCUGGCUGAUGCUGGUGUCAUAAGUGACAGCACCAAUGGAGCCCUAGAACGGGAUACUUUAGCCCUUGGAGCUUUGUUCUUGGAAUACGUGGACCUGACCCGCAUGCUUCUAGAGGCUGAAAAUGAUAAAGAAGUGGAAAUUCUUAAAGAUAUCCGGGCACAUUUUAGUGCCAUGGUUGCCAACCUGAUUCAGCGCGUUCCAGUUCACCACCGGAGAUUUCUCUUCCCCCAGCAAAGCCUGAGGCACCAUCUUUUCAUCUUAUUUAGCCAGUGGGCAGGGCCCUUCAGCAUCAUGUUCACUCCUCUGGAUCGUUAUAGUGACAGAAAUCAUCAGAUUACAAGAUACCAGUAUUGUGCAUUAAAGGCGAUGUCAGCAGUAUUGUGCUGUGGCCCAGUGUUUGACAACGUGGGCCUUUCUCCAGAUGGCUACCUGUAUAAGUGGCUUGACAACAUUCUGGCUUGUCAAGAUUUGCGAGUGCAUCAACUUGGCUGUGAAGUUGUUGUCUUGCUCUUGGAACUAAACCCUGACCAAAUUAAUCUUUUCAAUUGGGCAAUUGACCGAUGCUACACCGGUUCCUACCAACUCGCAUCUGGCUGCUUCAAAGCCAUAGCAACUGUGUGUGGAAGCAGGAACUAUCCCUUCGACAUAGUGACAUUGUUAAACCUUGUUCUAUUCAAGGCCUCUGACACCAACAGAGAGAUUUAUGAAAUCUCCAUGCAGCUCAUGCAGAUCCUUGAAGCCAAACUUUUUGUAUACUCAAAGAAAGUCGCUGAACAAAGACCUGGCAGCAUUCUCUAUGGAACGCACGGCCCAUUGCCACCCCUCUACAGUGUGUCACUAGCCCUCUUGUCAUGCGAACUGGCCAGGAUGUACCAGCUCACACUCCCACUCUUCUCAGAGGUAAGCCAGCGGUUUCCCACGACGCACCCCAAUGGGCGCCAGAUCAUGCUCACCUACCUGCUGCCCUGGCUGCACAACAUCGAGCUGGUGGACAGCAGGCUGCUCCUCCCAGGGUCGAGCCCCAGCAGCCCUGAGGACGACGUCAAGGACCGGGACGGAGAACCGACAGCCUCUCACGGGCUGAAGGGCAGUGGCUGGGGGUCCCCGGAGGCGACAUCCCUCGUGCUGAAUAACCUCAUGUACAUGACGGCCAAGUAUGGAGAUGAAGUUCCUGGCCCGGAAAUGGAAAACGCCUGGAAUGCUUUAGCCAACAACGAGAAAUGGAGCAACAACCUGAGGGUCACCUUGCAGUUCCUGAUCAGCCUGUGCGGGGUUAGCAGCGACACGCUUCUCCUGCCCUAUAUUAAAAAGGUGGCCAUGUACCUGUGCCGUAACAACACCAUCCAGACCAUGGAGGAGCUGCUCUUCGAGCUUCAGCAGACGGAGCCGGUGAACCCCAUCGUCCAGCACUGUGACAACCCGCCCUUCUACCGCUUCGCCGCCAGCAGCAAGGCUUCCGCCGCAGCCUCCGGGACAACCUCCAGCAGCAACACAGUGGUUGCCGGCCAGGACAGUUUCCCAGAUGCUGAGGAGAACAAGAUAUUGAAAGAAUCUGAUGAGAGGUUUAGUAACGUCAUCAGAGCCCACACCCGUCUGGAGUCGAGAUACAGCAAUAGCUCUGGAGGGUCAUACGAUGAGGAUAAAAAUGACCCAAUUUCUCCCUACACGGGCUGGCUGCUGACCAUCACAGAGACCAAGCAGCCGCAGCCGCUACCCAUGCCUUGUACUGGAGGAUGCUGGGCGCCCCUGGUUGACUACCUCCCCGAGACCAUCACGCCCCGGGGGCCACUCCACAGGUGCAACAUUGCAGUGAUUUUUAUGACCGAGAUGGUGGUGGAUCACAGCGUAAGAGAGGACUGGGCGCUUCAUCUACCGUUACUUCUCCACGCUGUCUUCUUAGGUUUGGACCAUUACCGGCCUGAGGUCUUUGAACACAGCAAAAAAUUGCUUCUUCACCUCUUGAUUGCCCUCUCUUGCAACAGCAACUUCCAGGCCAUUGCUUCUGUGCUCCUGCAGACUCGAGAGAUGGGUGCAGCUAAGACUCUAACGGUUCAGCCAGCGUAUCAACCUGAGUAUCUCUACACAGGUGGCUUUGACUUCCUGAGAGAGGACCAGUCAUCACCAGUGCCAGACUCGGGGCUGAGCUCCAGCUCCACCUCCUCCAGCAUCAGUCUGGGAGGCAGCAGUGGGAACCUCCCGCAAAUGACGCAAGAGGUAGAGGAUGUGGACGCAGCUGCUGAAACAGACGAGAAGGCAAACAAGCUCAUUGAGUUUCUGACCACCAGGGCGUUUGGUCCACUUUGGUGCCAUGAGGACAUCACUCCCAAAAAUCAGAAUUCAAAGAGCGCCGAACAGCUCACUAAUUUCCUACGUCAUGUUGUAUCCGUGUUUAAAGACUCCAAAUCAGGUUUCCACCUGGAGCAGCACCUGAGUGAGGUGGCGCUGCAGACGGCGCUCGCCAGCUCUUCCCGGCACUACGCCGGCCGGUCCUUCCAGAUAUUCCGCGCCCUCAAACAGCCCCUGUCCGCACACGCCCUGUCGGACCUCCUGUCCAGGCUGGUGGAGGUGAUCGGCGAACACGGCGACGAGAUCCAGGGCUAUGUGAUGGAAGCCCUCCUCACCUUGGAAGCUGCGGUGGAUAACCUGUCUGACUGCUUGAAGAACAGCGAUCUCUUAACUGUGUUAUCUCGCUCUUCAUCACCAGAUUUAAGCUCGAGCACUAAACUAACAGCGAGCAGAAAGAGCACAGGACAGCUUAAUGUGAACCCCGGGACAGCCAGCGGCAACACAGCAACUGCAGAGCGGAGCCGGCAUCAAAGGAGCUUCUCUGUGCCCAAGAAGUUUGGUGUCAUUGACCGAUCCUCAGACCCUCCUCGGAGUGCCACCCUGGACAGAAUUCAGGCCUGUACCCAGCAAGGCCUCUCCUCGAAAACCAGAAGCUCAUCCUCCUUGAAGGACAGCCUCACGGACCCAUCACACAUAAGCCACCCAACCAACCUGUUGGCCACUAUCUUCUGGGUCACUGUGGCCUUGAUGGAGUCUGAUUUUGAAUUUGAAUACCUAAUGGCCUUAAGGCUCUUGAACAGACUGCUGGCUCACAUGCCACUCGAUAAAGCUGAGAACCGAGAAAAACUCGAGAAACUCCAGGCGCAGCUCAAGUGGGCGGACUUCUCGGGGCUGCAGCAGCUGCUGCUGAAGGGCUUCACCUCCCUCACCACCACUGACCUGACCCUGCAGCUUUUCAGUUUGCUGACACCAGUGUCCAAAGUAUCCAUGGUGGAUUCAUCCCAAGCCAUCGGGUUUCCACUGAAUGUCUUGUGUCUUCUGCCCCAGCUGAUACAGCAUUUUGAAAACCCCAAUCAGUUCUGUAAGGACGUAGCCGAAAGGAUUGCUCAGGUUUGUUUGGAGGAGAAGAACCCCAAACUUUCCAAUCUCGCCCACGUCAUGACUCUCUACAAAACGCACAGCUACACGAGGGACUGUGCCACGUGGGUGAACGUGGUCUGCCGGUACCUGCAUGAAGCCUAUGCCGACAUCACCUUGAAUAUGGUUACCUACUUGGCAGAGCUGCUGGAGAAGGGCCUCCCGAGCAUGCAGCAGCCCCUCCUGCAGGUCAUCUACAGUCUGCUCAGCUACGUGGACCUUUCCGGCGUUCCUGUCAAGCAGUUCAACGUGGAAGUUCUGAAGACCAUUGAAAAAUAUGUGCAAAGUGUUCACUGGAGGGAAGCUCUGAAUAUCCUGAAGCUGGUGGUGUCUCGAUCUGCCAGCCUGGUUUUGCCUUCCUACCAACACAGUGACCUUUCAAAGAUGGAAAUACACCGAGUGUGGACGAGUGCUUCCAAGGAAUUACCUGGGAAAACUCUGGACUUUCACUUUGAUAUUUCAGAGACGCCCAUCAUCGGAAGGCGAUACGAUGAACUGCAGAGCUCCGCUGGCCGCGACGGGAAGCCCAGGGCCAUGGCCGUCACCCGGAGCACGUCCUCCACCUCGUCGGGCUCCAACUCCAACGUCCUCGUUCCUGUGAGCUGGAAAAGGCCGCAGUAUUCUCAGAAGAGGACGAAAGAGAAGUUGGUUCAUGUCCUUUCUCUGUGUGGCCAAGAAGUAGGACUAAGCAAAAAUCCAUCCGUGAUUUUCUCGUCGUGCGGGGACCUGGACCUGCUGGAGCACCAGACGAGCCUGGUGUCGUCGGAGGACGGUGCCCGGGAGCAGGAGAACAUGGAUGACACCAACAGCGAGCAGCAGUUCCGGGUCUUCCGAGACUUCGACUUCCUAGACGUGGAGCUGGAGGACGGAGAGGGCGAGAGCAUGGACAAUUUCAACUGGGGAGUACGCAGGCGGUCUCUGGAUAGUCUGGACAAGUGUGAUAUGCAGCUUCUGGAGGAGCGCCAGCUCUCAGGAAGUUCUCCCAGCCUCAAUAAAAUGAACCAGGAAGAUUCCGACGAGUCCUCGGAAGAGGAGGACCUCACGGCCAGCCAGAUCCUGGAGCAGUCUGACCUCAUCAUGAAUCUCUCCCCGUCUGAGGAGACGAAUCCCGUGGACUCGCUCACCGCAGCCUGUGACAUGACCCCUGCCGACUCUCAUUCCUUUAACACCAGAAUGGCCAGCUUUGAUGCUUCUCUGCCCGAGAUGAAUAAUCUGCAGAUUUCUGAGGGUUCAAAGGCCGACGCUGUGCAGGAGGAGGAGGACACCACGGUGCAUGAGGACGACCUUUCCAGCUCCAUCAAUGAACUCCCGGCCACUUUCGAAUGCAGCGAUAGCUUUAGCCUGGAUAUGACCGAGGCAGAAGAAAAAGGCGGUCGUGCGCUGGACCAGUUUACUCUCGCAAGCUUUGGAGAAGGCGAGAGGGGCGUCUCUCCCCCUCCCUCGCUUUUCUCGGCCAUCCUGGCCGCCUUUCAGCCCACGGCCUGCGACGACGCCGAGGAGGCCUGGCGCAGCCACAUCAACCAGCUCAUGUGCGACUCGGACGGCUCCUGCGCCGUCUACACCUUCCACCCUUUCCAACAAGUAAUCAUGUUGCUUUCAGAAUAUCAGAAAAGGUUCUGCUUCCUAACGUGUGAUGCGGCCAGUUACCUGGGAGAUAACCUCCGGGGCAUCGGCUCCAAGUUGUCAGCCUUCCAGAUGCUCACCUCCUGCUCCGAGUGCCCGCUUUUCGUGGACGCCGAGACGCUCCUUUCUUGCGGACUUUUGGAUAAGCUCAAGUUCAGUGUUUUGGAACUGCAAGAAUAUCUGGAUACCUACAACAACAGAAAAGAGGCCACUCUCUCAUGGCUUGCGAACUGCAAGGCAACAUUCGCAGGAGGUUCAAGAGAUGGAGUAAUUACCUGCCAACCAGGGGACUCCGAAGAAAAGCAACUGGAACUGUGUCAGAGGUUGUACAAGCUACACUUCCAGCUGCUGCUGCUUUUUCAGUCCUACUGUAAGCUCAUCGGCCAGGUGCACGAAGUCAGCUCCACGCCCGAGCUGCUAAACAUGUCCAGGGAACUGAGUGACCUAAAGAAGAGCCUGAAGGAGGCCACCGCGGCCAUCGCGGCGGAGCCCCUGUACGCCGAGGGGGCCUGGGCCGAACCCACCUUCACGUCCACCGAAGCAGCCAUCCAGUCCAUGCUCGAGUGCCUCAAGAACAACCAGCUGGGCAAGGCGCUUCGGCAGAUCAGGGAAUGCAGAAGCCUGUGGCCCAACGACAUCUUUGGGAGCAGUUCUGACGAUGAGGUCCAGACGCUGCUGAACAUUUACUUCCGUCAUCAAACGCUGGGACAGACGGGUACUUACGCGCUGGUGGGGUCCAACCAGAGCCUGACGGAGAUCUGCACCAAGCUGAUGGAGCUGAACCUGGAGAUCCGGGACAUGAUCCGCAGGGCCCAGAGCUACCGCGUCCUCACCGCCUUCCUUCCCGACUCCAGCGCUUCCGGCACGAGUCUCUGACAGCAGCCGCCCGUCCCCCGAGGGGGCCAGGCUGGGGCUGCUGCCGUGCUGGGGCGACGUCAUUCAGCGUCUUCGCAGCCUUCCAAAGGCUGGGGCGGACUGUUCUCCCUCUUGUUACCUGUAGGACUUUUUCUAGAGAGGAUGGGGCAGAACGUCCCACGUGUAGCAAUACUUAAGAACCAAGGUCACACAGGACCUGCCGGGACAGACUCCAUCGGUCACGCCCGUGUGGCACACACGUGUCCUUGUUUUGCUAAACAGAUGCAACUCACUACUGCAGACGUGACUCUCGUCGCAUACCAAAGCCGACUACUUCCAACAGUACCUUCCUUUCUAGAAACAAUUUUAGAUUGGCAAAAGUGCAAUGUUUUCUUCACUAAAAAUAUUUUAUAUUCUCAAACUUGUACAUUCUUUCCCUUUUCUCUUUUUUUUUUUUUUUUUUUGGUGGGCUGAGGAAGGGGCAGGCAGAAUGAAGCUGGCCACUGAAAACUGUAAGACGGUCAAAAGCUGACAGCCUGUGUUUGUGAAAAGGGAAUUGUAAAUGGACAAUUUAAUGUACACUGAAAUUUGAAGACAAUUACUGUAUCUAAAAGGAGCUGCUAUGAAGUACUUUUCUUACGUUGCUAGGCUACUGUUUCUGCAAGCCCUGGAUCUCUUUGCAGGGGUCUGUGAUCAGGACCCUUGUACCAAAAACGGUCUGGAUAGACCUUUUUUUAAGGAUCUUGGCUGCUUUUUACUAGAAGGUUGCUUUUAUGAGCGUAUUUAUACUACCGAAGGAUGAGUGUUAAUUUUAACCAACUUUGCCAUUUUGUAGCAAAAAGUUAAAGACCUUCACAUUAUAAAUUCCAAAUCUUUCCACCUGUUACGCAUGCAUAUUUAAUAUCCAUUUGGAUAGCCAGAAAUAGAAUCAUGAAGGUAAAAUAUGAGUUGUCACUUUGUUUCUUAAGAACUGUCAUUUUAUUUGUAAUAUAUAUGUAAAGGGCCAUUCUUAAGUUUUCUCCUUAAACUUACUGCUGUCACGUGUUAGCUGCGUGCAUGUAUAAACCUGUUCCACAUCAGAAACAUAGUCAAAGUUUUAUCUAUGUAACUUAUUCACUCUGUAAAUACAUUCAAAGUUUUUGUGAUGUAAUCUCGGUUGAUAUUCUGUUUAGACCGUCCUUUAGACUAAAAAAAAAAAAAAAAAAAAAAAA
Molecule: messenger RNA, 10562 nt
Organism: Sus scrofa (pig)
Lineage: Eukaryota; Metazoa; Chordata; Mammalia; Artiodactyla; Suidae
Source: RefSeq, a predicted model, not a curated record